CACAGUACAAGGUUCAGUAAGGUUUCCUUGGACAGUAACAAUGUAUCAUGCAGGCUUGUUCCUUGCAGCGCUGUGCUGUGCUGCUCUGGCUAUACAGGGGUAUGGAGCUCCUUAUAAUGCCACAGUAAGAAUGGUCACUACAGAAAGAACCAAAACACAGGGCAACAGCACUGUAGGUCCUCAAGGAGCAAAUGGGACCAUGCAGCCUACUGUAUAUGCAGAGGAAGAUCUGGGGGAACCUCUUCCCAAGGACAGAAGGAUGAGGUUAUCAGAGGAGAAGUCCCCUGACAAAAAAGCCAAGGUGGUCUCGAAAAAAAAGGUUAAGAUAGUAAAGAUGGUGAAAGUGCUGAAGAAGCUGAAGGAAGAGACCAAUACAUCCGAAGGAGUUGGAGAAGAACGGUGUCCACCGCUGGGGCUGGAGUCCAUGAGAGUCUCUGAUUAUCAGCUGCGAGCCUCGAGCACCAAACGCUUUGGUCUGGGGGCUCAUCGUGGUCGCCUAAACAUACAGUCAGGGAUCUACGAUGAUGAUUUUUAUGAUGGUGCCUGGUGUGCAGAAGAGAAAAACAAGAAGCAGUGGUUUGAAGUGGAUGCCAGAAGACUCACUCGCUUCACUGGAGUCAUCACUCAGGGAAAGAACUCCAUAUGGACAGAUGACUGGGUGACAUCAUACAAAGUGCAGGUCAGCAAUGAUACACACACCUGGGUGACGUGCAAGAAUGGGACAGAGGAAGUGAUCUUUCCAGCUAACAAAGAAACUGAGAUCCCUGUGCUAAACCUUCUGCCGACCCCAACGGUCGGACGCUACAUCAGGAUCAACCCUCAGACUUGGUUUGAAAAUGGCACCAUCUGUUUGAGGGCGGAGAUACUCGGAUGCCCCUUACCAGAUCCAAACACUGUGUUUUUAUGGGAGCAUGAACCUCAGCCGACAGAUAAACUGGAAUUUAAACAUCACAACUACAAGGAGAUGCGCAAGUUGAUGAAGGCUGUGAAUGAAGAAUGCCCAGACAUCACCCGAGUCUACAGCAUUGGGAAGAGUUACCUGGGCCUGAAAAUGUACGUCAUGGAAAUAUCCGACAACCCAGGAGAGCAUGAACUUGGAGAGCCCGAGUUCCGUUAUGUAGCUGGGAUGCACGGCAAUGAGGUGGUGGGACGGGAACUUAUGCUGAACCUAAUGCAGUACUUGUGUCACGAGUACAAGAAAGGCAACCCACGUGUCACGAGACUGGUGACAGACACACGUAUACAUCUGCUGCCCUCAAUGAAUCCAGAUGGAUAUGAGCAAGCCUACAAACUGGGAUCAGAGCUGUCCGGAUGGGCCAUUGGCCGUUGGACCUACCAAGGGAUUGAUCUGAACCAUAACUUUGCGGAUCUGAACACUCCUCUGUGGGAAGCUGAGGAUAAUGAAGAAGUCCCUCAUAAGUUCCCAAAUCAUUAUAUCCCAAUACCGGAGUACUACACCCUGCCCAAUGUCACGGUAGCGCCAGAAACUCGCGCAGUCAUUGACUGGAUGCUGAAGAUCCCCUUUGUCCUUAGUGCCAACCUGCACGGCGGGGAGCUGGUGGUCACGUACCCCUUUGAUAUGACCCGCUCUUACUGGUUAGCCAAAGAGCUGACUCCAACAGCCGAUGAUUCUAUGUUUCGCUGGCUGGCCACAGCGUACGCUACUAGUCACCGCCUUAUGUCAGAUGAUAAGCACAGGAUCUGUCACACAGAUAACUUUAUGAGAGAAGGCAACAUCAUUAAUGGCGCUAACUGGCAUACAGUGUCUGGCAGUAUGAAUGACUUCAGUUACCUUCACACCAACUGUUUUGAGACCACAGUGGAGCUGUCCUGUGACAAAUUCCCACAUGAAGUGGAGCUUCCAACAGAGUGGGAGAAUAAUAAGGAGUCUCUUUUGGUUUACAUGGAGCAGAUUCAUCGUGGGAUUAAAGGUGUGGUGAGGGAUAAAGACAACGAAAAGGGAGUUCCUGAAGCUGUUAUAGUGGUGGAAGGCCUGAACCACGAUAUCCGUACAGCACUUGAUGGGGAUUACUGGCGUCUUCUCAACCCUGGUGAAUAUGAGAUCACUGCAAAGGCUGAGGGAUACCACCCAUCCACCAAGACGUGCCAUGUCACUUAUGAAAACCACGCCACCAUCUGUGACUUUUAUAUCUCCAAGACUCCAAAACAACGUCUAAAAGAACUUCUCGCCAAGGGAGGGAAGCUCCCAAAAGAGCUCAUUUUACGACUGCGCCAAAUACGGAACAAAAAGCUUAAGUCCAGGAGCCCCAAAUGAAAGUGUUUCUUGCGUUACUGGAGAUAAAGAGAUACAGCUGAAUUAAUUGAGCUCAGAAAGCUUCAGGCUAUUUUUCGUUUAGUUCCAUUUUUAAUGAACACUUGGAAUGCAGAGGCAUCUGGUUAUAAAUGAGUUCAGAUGCAGCAAUACAGAUUAUACCUAGAAUCUCUUAAACUGAAAUGUGAAAGCUGUAGGCAGAUAAAAUAUCUGAGACGUGCGGAAACCAAAUAAUUAUAAAAUUCAGAGUAUUUUUUCUUGCAGAGUUAAAAUAUCAUAACAAUAAUUUGUAUCUAUUUACACAGCUUUCCUUUAUAGGUAAAUGUCCUACACUAGAUGUCAAAUCAUGAUGAUAUAGAUGAACUUUAUAAAGCCCAAGAUUACUUCUUAAAUCAUAACUCCUAAAGAAAACCAUUUAUACCUUUCUUCUGAGAUUUUAUCACUUAUCUCAGCUCAAAACAUUUGAAUAUGGUGAAAUAUUUUUACCUUAAAAAUGUGAAGUAAACAAUGUUUACAUUAAAUACGAACCUAAUACAGUUGUA
This is a messenger RNA of Bombina bombina (fire-bellied toad), 2814 nucleotides long. Its product is annotated as probable carboxypeptidase X1. The transcript is spliced from 14 exons. Gene Ontology annotation, molecular function: zinc ion binding; metallocarboxypeptidase activity. Gene Ontology annotation, biological process: proteolysis. The coding region runs from base 41 to 2275 and encodes 744 amino acids. Lineage: Eukaryota; Metazoa; Chordata; Amphibia; Anura; Bombinatoridae. The record is from RefSeq and is a predicted model, not a curated record.